Molecule: messenger RNA, 538 nt
Organism: Triticum dicoccoides
Lineage: Eukaryota; Viridiplantae; Streptophyta; Magnoliopsida; Poales; Poaceae
Product: NADH dehydrogenase [ubiquinone] 1 beta subcomplex subunit 3-B-like
Exons: 1
Coding region: 86-295 (69 amino acids)
Biological process (GO): electron transport chain; mitochondrial respiratory chain complex I assembly
Cellular component (GO): respiratory chain complex I; mitochondrion
Source: RefSeq, a predicted model, not a curated record
CUGUGUGAGUGUGGGUCGGGUAUCCUCCUCGCGAACUGUAGAGGAAAGAGGAGAGACGGAGACAGAGUACGCUGCGGCGAAGGCGAUGGCGACGGGAGGGAAGGGGCUGAACGCGACGGGCGAGUUUUUCCGGCGCCGUGACGGAUGGAGGAAGCACCCUAUGUUGGGGAACCAGCUGCGCCACGCCACUCCGGGGCUCGGCAUCGCCAUCGUCGCCUUUGGGAUCUACCUCGUCGGGGAGGCCGCCUACAACCGCCUCUACCACCCCGCCGUGACCGGCGACAACCGCCACUAGAUCGCCCCCAGAGGUAACCGGCCCGUGUGGUCUUCACUUUUUUCCGAUUCAACCCAAAUGGGUGAAUUUGGGUUGAUUUCAAUCAGGCUGUAAGGGUUGCUGGGGGCGUUUCGCCUAGAUCUGUCCAUUGGGGGCUGUGUGGUACUGUCUUCUAUGGAACGGAUUAUGGAUUUACAUGUUGGAAAUAAACUGCAGCUCUGAUUCGACCAAGUUGUUUGUGAUUAUUAUGUGCUUGUGGCAUAA